Messenger RNA from Pelodiscus sinensis (Chinese soft-shelled turtle), 3424 nucleotides. NCBI's taxonomy places the organism in Eukaryota, Metazoa, Chordata, Testudines, Trionychidae. The record is from RefSeq and is a predicted model, not a curated record.
UUCACAGAGGAGAGAAUACAAAAUUGAGUCUCUUUAAGUAGCACUGACUGGCAAAGUGGAAAUAGACAUGAGACUUCUCUGUACUGCCCUUUCUUUGGCCUGGAUUUACCAGCUGGUUGAAGCUACGUUGUCAAAAACAGAUGCAAAAAAAAUGGCUUCAAAAACACUGGAGGAAAAGAUGUGGCAUUCAGACAAAAUUGUACAGGACCGGGGUCUGGUAGUCACUGAUCCAAAGGCAAAAGAUAUUGUGUUGGAACACAAAAGUUACUGUGCCAAGAAAACAAAGGAGAGACACUUCUUCGGAGAUGUUCUGGGAUAUAUCACCCCUUGGAACAACCAUGGCUAUGACAUUGCUAAAACAUUUGGAAACAAAUUUACGUUGAUCUCCCCAGUUUGGCUACAGGUGAAAAGGAAAGGAAAGGAGAAGUUCCAGUUCACAGGACUACACGAUGCUGACCAAGGUUGGAUAAAAGAUGUCAAGAAAAGUGCUAAAAACAUCAAAAUAGUUCCCCGGAUUUUGUUUGAUGGCUGGACUUACCAAGAUUUUGAGAGUGUUUUUGGCAGUGAGGAUGAGAUAGAGGAGCUUUCCAAGAAUAUGGUGCAAAUAGCCAAGGAAGAAAACUUUGAUGGAUUUGUUGUUGAAGUGUGGAGUCAACUGGGAAAUCAAAAGCAAACGGAGCUGAUUCAUUUGCUCACUCACCUCUCUGAAGCACUCCAUGAAGUCCAGUUUAAGCUAAUACUGGUCAUCCCGCCUCCUGUCACACCAGGGACCAACCAGCUGGGAAUGUUCACAAAGAAAGAAUUUGAUCAAUUGGCCCCUGUCAUCGACAGCUUCAGUCUCAUGACAUAUGACUAUUCAACACCGCAACGGCCUGGCCCAAACUCCCCUCUUCCCUGGGUACGGGCUUGCGUUCAGGUUCUUGACCCUGAAUCCAAAUGGAGGAGUAAAAUUCUUCUGGGUCUGAAUUUCUAUGGCAUGGACUAUUCAGCACUGGGUGCUUCUGGAGAGCCUAUCCUUGGUAACAGGUACAUUGAGACUCUGAAGGAAAACAAACCGAAAAUUGUUUGGGAUGAACAGAUAGCUGAACACUAUUUGGAAUACAAAAAAAAUAAAGGAGGAAAGCAUGUAGUCUUCUACCCAACAUUAAAGUCCAUCCAAUUACGCUUAGAACUUGCAAAGGAAUUAGAGACCGGAGUAGCCGUCUGGGAGCUGGGACAAGGCUUGGAUUAUUUUUAUGAUCUGCUUUAAAAUGGCUGACUAAUUGGAAAUACUUCGUUUGUUUCAUAGAGACUGUACAUUCAGUUAAAUGAGGUAUUUGUGGGGAGAUGAUUUUCUACAUUUCUGUUUUGUAAUUUAUAUUAAAUCUGUCUGGAAUUUGCAUUUUUCCCCAAUAAAGAACCUGCUCUGAAUUACUGUACAAAUUGUAACACAUGGUUGUAUUUGACAAAUGUAGAGAAAGAGAAAUUGUGUCUCAGAUCUUCGCUUUACAGAGUUAUCAAGAUAAAUCACCAUCAAAAGAACCUUGGACUUCUCAUCUUUUUCAUGGGCUAUCUCCUAAAAGAAAAUAGCAGUUUAAUCUUUCUUAACUCAUGUUUAAGAUGUAGAUGUCUCAUCUAGCUUUGGGAAUAACAGAAGCAAAUGAACAGUCCUACCCAUUUGGUCUGUGUAUAGCAAAUUUAAUGUCUCAGAUUUUGUUACAGUAUCUUAUUUGUAAACAGGUUUUAUUUUAUUUCUCCCAGGCUGGGAGAAUCAAACAUUAACUAACAACACCUUCUUCUGUUUGUUUGUUUUUUUAGCAAAUCCCUUAAAUAGUGCAAAACCAUGAUAGUUUCUUAUUCUAGGCUUGGCUCUAAAGUUUCAUAUUGUUCACCAGAGGAUUACUCUUACUUCUGGCUUUUCCUUAGCCAGGUUGGUGGGUCAUUUUGUAGGUGUGUAUUUUGCAUUAAUGCUUAACUUGAGGAAAUCCCAACUUCUAGCCCCAAAGACUAUAAAACUGCACUUGGGAAGUCUAUACAAUUAAAUGGCUACUCACCAAUGGCCAGAUUUUCAAAAAUGUUUUCACUUCUAUUUCCCGUUGAUGUCAGUGAGUAUGAUGAGGGCUCAACCCCAUUCAAAAUAGGGCUGCCAAUCACUAAUCCAAUGUGCUUUGGGAAGCCUAUGUUGGGGACAUCUCAAAAUGUGAUCUGUCCAUUUAUUGGGGCUGCUUUUGCUAGAAUACUUGAUCACCUAAAUUUUAGCUUAAAAGGCAUAAAAGUUGAUCUUUAAAAACAAACCAAAUAAAACCCCCAAACUCUUCCAAGAUAGUGAUUCGUACUUACCAAUUUCACAAGUCCUGUGUAUUUAAUAGACUAUUCACUCAAAUGAGAUGCCUUGUAAGAAGCUAGAAAGGGAGGGCUGGGAAUUUGCAGGGGGGAUAUUGAUCACCUGCAGAGAUCUAAGCAAUAGUCCUAUAGAUCCACUGAUGUUCUUGUCUCUCAUAGCUCUCGCUAGGAUAACUGCCCUAGUUCCCCCUCACCUCCCUUGCUAGUAAUUAAUCUCAGUGGGGGAUUUAUCUCCUCCUGCUGGUUUCAAGCAAAUAAAUCUCCCUGUAAUCCACCACUGAUUAAAACUCUAUUGAUUUUCACCUCACCGAUUUUUAGCUCUGGCAUCUCUCAGCCCUUCACACUGCGAAGUAUCCAACAGGGUUUACUAAUCUUGGCCCUUUCUUCCUCCCCGUUAGUACUAAGGUAAUUUGCUUUGUGAAUCCUCUUGUUCAGUUAACCUGAACUUUCUGGUUCAGUCAAAAGCAAUUUAAAGUAACAUUGGCAAUGGGAUCUAGAAUAGCAAAUGAAUUGAAUUCCACUCUUUUUUUCCCCUCCUUUUAAUUGGAUUACAAAACUGGUUUGCUUCAGCACCCAAAUGGUAAAUAAAAAUUGUAACAGGUUGCAUUGUGAGGAGUACAUAUAUUUUUAUGCUAGUUAGCUAGAACUUUCAAAACUGGAGGAUGGGGAAGAAAACAAUAUUUCAGCUCCACUAAUGACCCUGGUCAAGGUAUACUUAUUUUUUCUUUUCGCAUUCUUUUCAUUGCCUUCUUUUUAUAUUGAUUGUUUGCUCUGAAGCUCAAGUGUCACAUCCAUCUUCCAGCUGAGCUGCAUGUUUCAAUGAACUGUCCUCCCCUUCUUUACAGAUGGAGUAAAUGCUUCUCUGUGACAGAAAGAUCAAACUUACCCUGCUUAUAUCUUGAAAAAUAAACACCAGAAGUGAAGUACACUUUGUAGUUAGAACCAUUUGUAGCAUGAGUGCUUCAGGCCACGGAUGUUACCUUUUAUUUCUAAGGUUCUUUGCACACUGAUUGGUGCUUUAUAAAUAAUGAACCAGAAGAAGGAGACAAAGGUAUGAUCUUUCAUUAAUAUGAAUGUCUCCUCAGUACUAAAAUAUAACCCA